This is a messenger RNA of Microplitis mediator, 590 nucleotides long. RefSeq names its product anaphase-promoting complex subunit 13. The transcript has 3 exons. Lineage: Eukaryota; Metazoa; Arthropoda; Insecta; Hymenoptera; Braconidae. Bases 354 to 590 code for a protein of 78 amino acids. Gene Ontology annotation, biological process: protein K11-linked ubiquitination. Gene Ontology annotation, cellular component: anaphase-promoting complex. The record is from RefSeq and is a predicted model, not a curated record.
AGUUCGUUUUCCUGUUAUUUUCAGAGACGACAAUAUAUUGAGUAUAAUAAUAAUAUUGUGGGUGAAAAAUAAAAGUCAAAGUACUAAGCGGUUACUUGAAUAAAAAAUCAAUUCUUGUGGACGACUGAAAACUCUCCUGCAAGUUUAAGGAUCGGCAGUACUCUCUAUUUAAAAAAUCUCAUAGAUUCCAAUAAAUUCCCAGAGGUUUUAUGAUAAUCAAUGAAUUCUAUGAGAAAAUUCUGUAGUCAAGUACAGGCCUGACAUGUACAGCUAUGAGAAUCUAUCAUUUUUUUAAAGCAGAGAACCGAAUUGCCUAAUUUCAGAUUUCUAAUUACGAGUUAAGGCUGGGGGCAAUGGAUAGUCAAAUUACUGGAGAUGGCAGACUUUUAGAAUUAAUUGAUGAAGCUUGGAGAAAAGAACGACUACCUAUUGAUGAUAUAGUCGUUCCAUCAUCAGAAUUACCAGAUCCUGAAAGUGAUAAUGGAGAUUCGCAUAUGACUCUGAGAGAGUUAGAACAAAAGUGGAGCAAUUUAGCCCUUGGCACAUUUAGUGAAAAUCAUUUUCACUCACCUACUCCUUCACACAAUUAA